ACCCCGUUUCAAGAAAUCCUUCAACAAAUUCCCCAAAACCCUCAAAAUAUCCCCCAAAAAUUCAUACCCAUUUCAAGAAAUCAAGAAAAAAUCACACCCAUCUGACGAAUAUCAUGAAAUUCGGCAAGAGUUUGAGCAAUCAGAUCGAAGAAACCUUGCCUGAAUGGAGAGAUAAGUUUCUGUCUUAUAAAGAACUCAAGAAACGAUUGAAGUUGAUCAACCCGCAAGGGAAAUCCUCCGGCGAUGUUUGUAACAGGGCAGCUAAACGACUACGGUUUUCCGGCGGUGGUGCCGGAGAUUGGACGGUGGUUGAUGGUGGAAUGUCGAUGGAGGAGGUUGAUUUCGUUGAGUUGUUGGAGAAGGAGAUUGAGAAAUUCAACUUGUUCUUCGUUGAGAAAGAGGAAGAGUACAUCAUCAAAUUGAAGGAACUGCAAGAUAACGUGGCGAAGGCGAAGGAUUCGAGUGAAGAGAUGAUAAAGAUACGAAGAGAGAUGGUCGAUUUCCACGGAGAGAUGGUUUUGUUGGAGAAUUAUAGCGCUCUUAACUACACCGGAAUAGUAAAGAUUUUGAAGAAAUACGAUAAAAGGACCGGAGCCGUCCUUCGUUUACCGUACAUUCAAAAAGUCCUGCAACAACCCUUCUUCACCACUGACUUGCUUUACAAGCUGGUGAAGGAGUGCGAGGUCCUACUGGACCGCCUCUUUCCACUGAUUGAAGCGCCAGCUUCUUCAGAUGAUGAAGCUGGCGGCAACGCUGGUGGCGAGACACCCACCACCUCAAACAACGGUGAGGGACCCACAAGACCCAUGAACGCCAGGGAAUUCGCCGAGCUCGAGUACAUGAAGAGCUUAUACACAAAAAGCACCAUCUCCGCUCUUCGGGUUCUGAAAGAAAUCCGAAGCCGAAGCUCUACCGUCAGCGUCUUUUCAUUGCCGCCGAUGCAAGUGAGCGUAUUAGAGGAGACUUGGAACAAGUUUCCACUGCUCGAACAAUUAGCAAAAUAGGAAGCGCGAACGCUUCCAUUUUAUGCCAAACUUUUCGUGACUCAGUAUUAGUUAUCGACUACGAUUGUAAAAUGCAUAGAUAUAAACCACACCGGAGUUUCCGUUAUGCCGAGAAUACUCGACAAUCGAUUUGUGUAUGAUGUCGUUUCAUAUCGUAUUUUUUCGGUACAUUGUAUUCGGUUGU
Messenger RNA from Cynara cardunculus var. scolymus (artichoke), 1188 nucleotides. RefSeq names its product SPX domain-containing protein 1-like. NCBI's taxonomy places the organism in Eukaryota, Viridiplantae, Streptophyta, Magnoliopsida, Asterales, Asteraceae. The coding region runs from base 114 to 1004 and encodes 296 amino acids. The transcript is spliced from 3 exons. The record is from RefSeq and is a predicted model, not a curated record. Gene Ontology annotation, biological process: cellular response to phosphate starvation.